AGAAAUCACUAAACCUUGGCCAUGGUCACUUCCUCUUUUCCAAUCUCUGUGGCAGUUUUUGCCCUAAUAACCCUGCAGGUUGGUACUCAGGACAGUUUUAUAGCUGCAGUGUAUGAACAUGCUGUCAUUUUGCCAAAUAAAACAGAAACACCAGUUUCUCAGGAGGAUGCCUUGAAUCUCAUGAACGAGAAUAUAGACAUUCUGGAGACAGCGAUCAAGCAGGCAGCUGAGCAGGGUGCUCGAAUCAUUGUGACUCCAGAAGAUGCACUUUAUGGAUGGAAAUUUACCAGGGAAACUGUUUUCCCUUAUCUGGAGGAUAUCCCAGACCCUCAGGUGAACUGGAUUCCGUGUCAAGACCCCCACAGAUUUGGUCACACACCAGUACAAGCAAGACUCAGCUGCCUGGCCAAGGACAACUCUAUCUAUGUCUUGGCAAAUUUGGGGGACAAAAAGCCAUGUAAUUCCCGUGACUCCACAUGUCCUCCUAAUGGCUACUUUCAAUACAAUACCAAUGUGGUGUAUAAUACAGAAGGAAAACUCGUGGCACGUUACCAUAAGUACCACCUGUACUCUGAGCCUCAGUUUAAUGUCCCUGAAAAGCCGGAGUUGGUGACUUUCAACACCGCAUUUGGAAGGUUUGGCAUUUUCACGUGCUUUGAUAUAUUCUUCUAUGAUCCUGGUGUUACCCUGGUGAAAGAUUUCCAUGUGGACACCAUACUGUUUCCCACAGCUUGGAUGAACGUUUUGCCCCUUUUGACAGCUAUUGAAUUCCAUUCAGCUUGGGCAAUGGGAAUGGGAGUUAAUCUUCUUGUGGCCAACACACAUCAUGUCAGCCUAAAUAUGACAGGAAGUGGUAUUUAUGCACCAAAUGGUCCCAAAGUGUAUCAUUAUGACAUGAAGACAGAGUUGGGAAAACUUCUCCUUUCAGAGGUGGAUUCACAUCCCCUAUCCUCGCUUGCCUACCCAACAGCUGUUAAUUGGAAUGCCUACGCCACCACCAUCAAACCAUUUCCAGUACAGAAAAACACUUUCAGGGGAUUUAUUUCCAGGGAUGGGUUCAACUUCACAGAACUUUUUGAAAAUGCAGGAAACCUUACAGUCUGUCAAAAGGAGCUUUGCUGUCAUUUAAGCUACAGAAUGUUACAAAAAGAAGAGAAUGAAGUAUACGUUCUAGGAGCUUUUACAGGAUUACAUGGCCGAAGGAGAAGAGAGUACUGGCAGGUCUGCACACUGCUGAAGUGCAAAACUACUAAUUUGACAACUUGUGGACGGCCAGUAGAAACUGCUUCUACAAGAUUUGAAAUGUUCUCCCUCAGUGGCACAUUUGGAACAGAGUAUGUUUUUCCUGAAGUGCUACUUACCGAAAUUCAUCUGUCACCUGGAAAAUUUGAGAAAUCUAUCUCUUUGAGGAAUUGUCCCAUAGUAGGACUGAACAUUUACCUGAUGAAACUACUUCAUCCAUGGGAGAAGGACAAAAAAAUGCUAGAGUUUUCCAAACUAGGUUAAAGGUCCAAAGCCAGAAAUACCAUUUCACUCUUACUCUGAACCACAUAAGUGUUUGAAGGUGGAUGGUGAUAGUGCAUGAAGAGUUGGAGAACGUAAAUAAUUUAUUCCAUUACUACUUCCUUUCUUUGUUUUAAAAAUUUCAUCCCAAAUGUCUUCAGGCAGUUAAGAAGAGUUAGAGAAUGAUACAAGAGAAUACAUGUUUAAAUGCUUAACUCCAUAGUAUUUGUACAUCUCAACUCUUAAACAUUUUUUUAAAUUAUUUUUAAUUAUUAUUAUUAUUUGAGAUGGCGUCUCGCUGUGUUGCCCAGACUGGAGUGCAGUGGUGCAAUCUCAGCUCACUGCAAACUCUGCCUCUUGGGUUCAAGCGAUUCUCCUGCCUCAGCCUCAUAAGUAGCUGGGACUACAGGUGCAUGCCACCACGCCCAGCUACUUUUUGUAUUUUUGGUGGAGAUGGGGUUUCACCAUAUUGGCCAGGCUGGUCUCGAACUCCUAACAUCUAGUGAUCUGCCACCUCGACCUCCCAAAGUUCUGGAAUUACAGGCAUGAGCCACCAUGCCUGGCCUUGUUUUUAAUUUUUGUGGGUACAUAGUAGGUGUAUAUAUUUAUGGGUUACAGGAGAUAUUUUGAUACAGACAUGCAAUGUGUAAUAAUCACAUUAGGGUAAAUAUGGUAUCAGUAGGUCUCAACUUUUAAUGAUUCUGUGAACUUGUCAUGCUGUAUCCCAUCUCUGGUUCCUUCUUAGAUGGAAGGAAGGAGGGAAGGGGGCAUAGCACCUACCGUUUAAAUUGGGCACCUGUAAUCAUUAUUUGGAUCUUGUCUUACCUGCUCCAGACCAUUUGCAGAAGAAGGAAAUGAGAUAUAGAUUGUAUUACACCAAAAAAGAUAUGAAAGAGCCAUGUGACAGCUGGCAGGGAGGGUCUUUGGAAUUGUAGUCCCUUGGAGGGAGCAUCAUGAUGAGGGUGAGGCAGGUCUUUAUUUUGUAAGUGUAGAUUCUCUGUGGCAUGACUUUCACUGAAGUUCAUCAGGUUCUAAGGAACAGAUACUAAUCAAAUUUGCAAGAUAGAUAAGCGAGAACACCAACUUGUUAUUUUAAAAAAUAGGUUCCCUUAGCUGGGAACAAUGAACUGUAUGUCAAGGAGACUCUUCAUUGGCAAAUCCUCUCAAAAGUACAAAUGAUAGAUCAGUUUGUUUUGUGAGUGCAGAAUUAAAACAAAAGGAGUUGGGCAUUCUUGGAAAAGAUUUCCAAGAACCCACAGAAGCCUGAGGCAAUGUGAUUCUUCUCUUUAGGGCUGGUGAUCUGAAGACCAUGUAGGAUCAAGGUGCCCACUUUCCUCAAAAAGAGCCAAAAAAAAGUCCAAUAACCCAUUCUUGGUUUUUUUAGUGCUUCUUUUCUCUAGAGACCUUGCAGGGCAUGGCCCUUCUGUGAAUAUGUUGUUUCUAGAAACAGCAGUCAUAAUAUUGAAGAUGACAAAUGUUUUACAUCAGUCAUGCUCAUUAUGGCUUCUUGAGUAGCUUCUCAGUUCUGUUGAUGGAUGCACACUCUCUCCAUAGAUAUUUACACGUUAUCUUAGAGGAUCACUAUUGCAGAGAUUUCAACACACUUGUUGUGUAUCCUCAACCCCCACCACCACUUUAGUUUUAUGUUAAAAGGGUGGUGUUACUCACCAUGCCCACAAAUGUGGAAACAUCUUGCUUUAGCACCUUAGGCAACUCUGGUGUAUUGUCAGAAGCACUGGCAGAGUCUGUUCUCUGUAACUAACUAGUUAGAUAACCUUGGGAAAGUCACUUAACCUCUGAAUUUCCUACUCAUAGAAGAGAAUAUUUUCCUCACUGAUUUGGUGAGGAUCAAAUAUGAUAAUGCAUGUGAAGACACUUUGUGAAUGGUGAAGUACAAUCAUUAUCUUCUAGGAUAUUUAGUCAUUUUCUCCUCCCAGUUGUAAAGCAUCUGUUUUCCUAAUUUUCAAUUUCUUCUCCACUCCAACUAAUUUCCCAAUUUUCAAUUUCUUCUCCAUUCCAACUCCAUUUCCACAACUAAUGGGUUCAUUUUCUUUUAUUCUUGUUCUGUUUAUUGACUGUCUAUGCAUGUUUCCUUCUGUUCUUGUUCAAUUGCUUUGUACAUAUUCCUCUCUUAUGAAAACUCCACUGUGGCUUCAGGCUAGAUCUAGUCAUUAAUGCCUUUCACAGUCUGAUCUCCACCUUCCUCUGAUCAUAUUCCUUCUUCUCUUCUUCACUAAUCUUCAGCGCUAGCCAGUGGUGUGAUGUAACUUUAAACAAUUCCUUCUCUGAGGUAGAAAACAAAAAGCCCUGACUUAUGGAAUUUGCCAGUUUUCAUUGUGUCAAUAUUCCCGCCAUGAUCCCACCAGCUUCAAGAAUGGAUCUGUUGGCAGAGUUUGAUAGCUCACGCCUGUAAUCCCAGCACUUUGGGAGGCUGAGUUGGGAGGACCAUUUGAGGCCAGGAGUUCGAGA
This is a messenger RNA of Homo sapiens (human), 3972 nucleotides long. It is a transcript of the gene VNN2, whose product is annotated as vanin 2. Lineage: Eukaryota; Metazoa; Chordata; Mammalia; Primates; Hominidae. Gene Ontology annotation, cellular component: plasma membrane. The coding region runs from base 22 to 1506 and encodes 494 amino acids. The record is from RefSeq and is a predicted model, not a curated record. The transcript is spliced from 7 exons. Gene Ontology annotation, molecular function: hydrolase activity, acting on carbon-nitrogen (but not peptide) bonds, in linear amides; pantetheine hydrolase activity.